This is a messenger RNA of Cottoperca gobio, 2431 nucleotides long. RefSeq names its product progesterone receptor membrane component 1 (gene pgrmc1). The record is from RefSeq and is a predicted model, not a curated record. Lineage: Eukaryota; Metazoa; Chordata; Actinopteri; Perciformes; Bovichtidae. Gene Ontology annotation, cellular component: endomembrane system; membrane; endoplasmic reticulum. Bases 11 to 604 code for a protein of 197 amino acids. The transcript has 3 exons.
UUCAGGAUCCAUGAGCUCUCCCAGUCCCGCCCACACACCGACAGAGAGAGGACCCAACAUGGCUGAAGAAGAAGGAAGCGAGGUAACUUCUGGGGGUAUUUUCCAGGAGAUCUUCACCUCCCCGCUGAACCUCACCCUGCUCAGCCUCUGUCUGUUCCUCCUCUACAAAAUCUUCCGCGGGGACAAACCCCCGGAGCUCGGCGAGGUGGAGCCCCCGCUGCCCAAACUGAAGAAGAGAGACUUCACCCUCGCAGAGCUGAAGCCCUACGAUGGACUCCAGGACGCGAGGAUCCUCAUGGCUGUCAACGGGAAGGUGUUCGACGUGACGAGGGGGAAGAAGUUUUACGGGCCAGAGGGGCCAUAUGGAGUGUUCGCAGGCAAAGAUGCAUCCAGAGGGCUGGCUACGUUCUGCCUGGAGAAGGACGCCCUGAAAGACGAGCACGACGACCUGUCCGACCUGAACGCCAUGCAGCAGGAGAGCCUGUCCGAGUGGGAGACUCAGUUUACCUUUAAGUACGACUACAUCGGCAAGCUCCUGAAACCAGGAGACGAGCCCACGGAGUACACGGACGACGAGGAGGGAAAAGACAAAAAGACGGACUAGAGAAUGAAACGUGGACAGGACGGGGAAAUGAUUGAUGCCUUAACGUUUGUAAUUUUGAUGCUUGUUGCCUCCCAUUAGGGCCAAUCUUCUGUAUGUAUUCUAGGACUAUCACAAUCCUGCGUUUUAUAUGCUGAGUGACUGCAUUCCAUUUAUUUCCAUUAAUCUUACGGCAUCAACCAUUAAAGAUGCAUCCUGACGUAGAGCUGUGUUAGAGUUCAUCAGUAACUUCAAAAUGGAUCCUUUGUAGAUCUCGGACCAAUUCCACCGACGGUUAAAUGUCCCGUAGGUCGAGACUCGUUGGUUGUCUAAUGAAGAAGAUAAUCCACAUUAUUCUGUAUGUUUCAAGCGACCAAUGGGGACGACAAUCUUUGAAAAUGGUGCCGUAUUGAGCGAGAGCGCUGCAGCCAGCCGCUUGGUACGCUCUGUAGGAGUUGGAGAGACGAGUGCAAGGAAGAGUAGCUCAACUAAAGCAUUUUCAAUAUCAUGGCUGAAUAUUUAGCUGAUUUCAACAAUGUGGAUGCGACGUGAGACAUCUCCGAGCGAGACAUAAUAACAGACCGGAUCAAGUGAAAUGUAAAGAACAAUGUUCUGCUUCUCUGUUGGGCCCUUUUCCAUAAUGUUCUCAGAUUAUUAACAAUCCUGAGCCUGUCGGUGGCAACAACACACUUCUACUUGAUGUACUUUGAUGCAUUGCUCAAUACUGGACCAUUUUCCAAUUGGGUCCAUGUUGAGAAAUAGUUCCUCUUUAAUAUCGCUGCUGAUGUAUUGACACAUUCCUUUCAAGGUUUUGGCUCGGCUCACAUUGAAAUUAAUUGUCUCAGGAAGUAGUUUCGCUCAAAUAAGUAAAAGACACGAUGAGGGUCAGAGGGCAGAUUUUAAGUUUUUUUUUUAACCUUUCCACAUAAACUUCAGUUUAACAGAAACGCUCGUCUUUGAGUUCUACAAAGCUCAAGUUUCCCUGAAGAAAGAUCUUUUCUUUUUCAAACAAUACGACGACGACGAUGUUUCGUAAACCCAUUGAAUGAAUCUGCUGAUGUGAAUGUUCCUGUCUGUUAUUACGUUUGUCUGAUUUUUAGUGUUGAUUUCAGUUGAGACACUUCUCUUUAACUAAUCCUGUGAGUGUUGGCAGGAGUUCACUGAUUUUUCGGAUUGCGAAACUCAACUAUGACAAUCCAUUUUGUUUGCUGCUUAGCACCAGAUCCUAAUUUUAUAUAAAUUAACCAUCUAGAAAAAAUAUAAAACAAUUGUUCAGCUUCUCAAAUAUAAGAAGUUGCUGCUUUUCUUUGUUUUACACAAUUAUAAUGUGAAUUGCUUUUAGAUUUUGGACUGUAGGUCGGACAAUAAAAGAGUAACGUGCAAUGAUUUUCUUUCAUUCACAUGCAGUAGUGUCUUCAGUGUUCUGUAGUUCAUUACAUGGUGCAGAAGAAAAGUUCAAAGUACAAAGAAAUGGAUUAUAAAAUGCUAGAAAGGCCAAACUGCUACCAGUAAAGUUACAUUUUUAGUAGAAAAUCAUUUAAUUUGUUCCCCAUUCAGCUAAUUUACAACCUUUUUGACACUAAUCCAUGAUGGACAAUAAUCAAACGUUUAUUGUGUCCGUUAAACUUUGUUUAAUCCUGAAGUUAAAUAUUGAAGAAGUUAGUUUUAAAUGUGUUAACUCCUCAAUAUUUGCUUUGCCACCAUCGUCCAUGUAAAAGCUGGAGAGAUCGGCCACUUUCCAUAAAAACAGAUUCAGUGAGGGAAUAUUUUCAGUAUGCAUGUACAUACAUAAACUAAAUGUCAUAAUCUUGAAAUGAUAUUUUGACUUAAUAAAGAAAACUAAAAAAUGAA